AUGAAGUUGAAACUCUUUGGCGGGCUGUGCUGCCCCGACAGUCUGGUGGCACGGCUCGCGGUGGUGGCGGACGCAGACCCUGCCGUUGCGGCGAGGAUGGCGGACCACGCUAUCACCAUCAUGCUGCUCGUGGCACCCCGAGAUGAUGGUGAUAAUGACGGCGGCAGCAGUAGCGGCAACGCGGCACAAACAACCGCCAGGGGAGGCCCGAGACAUCAUGCUGCUCUCUCUUCGCCUUCGCCGCCGGCUGAUGACGAGCAGAAGCAGUUUGAGUUCAUGGAUGAGCUCAAUGAGUUUGAUGCGCAGAACCGACUCUUUUUUGCGCAGCGGGAGAUGUUGGCGUUUGGCGUCGCGCGAGUCGCGCAGGCUCUCACCGCCAUUCACGCUGUUGCACGCAACAUUGUCAAGUACGACGUGGCGCANUGUUGGCGUUUGGCGUCGCGCGAGUCGCGCAGGCUCUCACCGCCAUUCACGCUGUUGCACGCAACAUUGUCAAGUACGACGUGGCGCAGCGCGACGCGGUCGAGGAGCUCACGCUUCUCGGCCUCAGCGAGGCGACGGCGGUGGCGAUUGUGGCACCUGUGCGCCGCCACCGCGGAGCGCUGGCAGAAAUGCUGCUGCGCCAAACCCCAACGAUCGCCUGUGGGAGUUUUGUGCAGCCCAAUGCCGGCCCUUGGGCGCGACGCCUGGUGGUCUGCGAGAUGGGCUUUGGCGCCCGCGCUUUCCAGCAGGAGUGUGGCGCUGCGCAGCCCUUCGACAUACAGCCGUACACGAGGCGGUGGCCAUUGCAGAGGCAGCAGCAGCAGCAGUCCUCACCCGCAAUCCCCUCCUCUCCUCCUGUUGAUGAUGAUGAUGUCGGUAUGGGUGAGGGAGAACUCGCGGAGUGCGGUGUGGAGUGGCGGCUGCGCGGGGGCCUCACGAUUCGCAUUCCCGCGCAGAAGGCGCGUGCACUCCUCGCGGAGCUUGUUACUGCGCGGGAAACACUCCGGCACGCGUGGACGCCGCCAUCUGUGUGAGAUGGUAGGGGUGGGGACAGCGAAGGAGUGCGGGCACUCACAAUACAUACAUGCACACGGACGUGGGGCUGGCCGCAUGUCACCGCACCGAUGUUGUGCUUUAUCGUCACUGCAAGCAGUUUUUCUUUGCAAGGCGAGCGAAUAG
Messenger RNA from Trypanosoma grayi, 1161 nucleotides. RefSeq lists its product as hypothetical. The record is from RefSeq and is a predicted model, not a curated record. Lineage: Eukaryota; Euglenozoa; Kinetoplastea; Trypanosomatida; Trypanosomatidae. Bases 1 to 1161 code for a protein of 386 amino acids. The transcript has a single exon.